Messenger RNA from Diaporthe citri, 3126 nucleotides. RefSeq lists its product as uncharacterized. The transcript is spliced from 3 exons. Gene Ontology annotation, molecular function: GTPase activator activity. Gene Ontology annotation, biological process: regulation of mitotic cytokinesis. NCBI's taxonomy places the organism in Eukaryota, Fungi, Ascomycota, Sordariomycetes, Diaporthales, Diaporthaceae. The record is from RefSeq and is a predicted model, not a curated record. Bases 1 to 3126 code for a protein of 1041 amino acids.
AUGCAGACAGUCCCAAGUCUUGUUGGGACCGGCACCGUUGCUGCCGCUGCCGCUGCCGGCCUCGUCUUCGGCCAGUCUACCGAGUCGCCCACACCCUCGUCCCCCCGACCGUCCUCGCCUCUGAAGAGGAAGUUGUUCUCGGACUUCAGUUUCGACAAUCCGCGAUCAACACCCACCCCGCCACCCCUCUCACCACCAGGGACCAGCUCCGCUCGCUUCCCCCAACUUGUCGAGGAUGACCGGAUCGACCAGCAGCAGCAUCCUUCACCACUUACAUCCAACCCUGUCAACAUCAGCCCAACCACUGGCUCGCAGACCACCCCUCCCAAGUCCAGUAGCCGCCGGCUUUCAACGAUACGUGCGACCGAGGUGGCAGCUGCUACCGACCAGGGCCGGGAGUCCAUCUCGUCGCACGGCUCGUGGAUGAGGAGACUGUCCCUGCGACCUCCGUCACAACACGGCAGUUUGCGCUCUAUUGCCGAGCCAGACUCGGCAUUUUCCUACUCGCAAGGGUCAGGGCCGUCCAUGCUGUCUCCCACGGGCUCUGUUGCCCCCCAGUUACCAACCCCCAACAAGCUGGUAAAACGGCCAGGAACAGAGAGCAUCUUUGCGAGGCGUGGCUCCCGUAUACAAGUCCCGACUCUACGACGACCCGCAACAAGCACACGGAUCCACUUGCGGCGUGGCAGCUUGUUACCUGCGCCCUAUCUUGUGAACCCUGCGGUGAUUACUGGUGACCCCUACAUGAUGGCACCGGUGGAACGUGAACUGGAGUCGGCUCUGCCCGCGAAAUCUGCAACUCUACCACGGCAGAGCCCGCAAAACUCGAAAGAGUCCACUAAUGCUCUUGAGAGGACGCCAACCAAAGGAAGUCGACGGUCUCUUUCGGCGCAGUUCGGCGCGUCAGGAGGUUGGAUUGCAAGGGCGGGCAGCCUGCGCCGUCCAAAGAGGAAAUCGCUCGACCACGUCGGAGGCAGGCGUUACGCAUCGGAUCCAGUUUCCACUUCACCCAAGGCUUCUCGAUCAAAUGGUGCAAAGUCCGAUAUGGAGGCUCUCUUCACGCCGCCAUUGUCUGGACACAAGGAGACCCAAAACACGGCCAAUUCGGCAUCACAGGAGCAGAAGCGCGACGCCAUGGCGUCUAUACCUCCCCUGUCGCGCCUGUCAAGCUUCCAUCUCGACCUGUCCAAGAUGGGGCCAUCUCCCCCACAUUCUGCAGGUCUCCAGGCACCGAGCCCCAUCCAGAUCAGCCCGACGACUGCGCCACAAGGCGCACCGUUCUCGUCUCAUAGCAGAGCGGUCUCAAAGGAAGGAGCAUCCACUCUGGCCGGAUCUGAGAUGUCGGUGCCUGGCUUGGCCUCAGGCGACGACGAUGACACAGAUUAUAAGAGUGACGCAGUUUUUGAUUCCUUCAGGACUAACGACUCAAACCGUGUUAGAGUGGUCGAGACACCUCUGGACUCGAUGUUUGACGAGUCACCUCUUGGCACACUGGGCAAUGUGAAGGCGAAGAGGCUUUCGAUACAGGAAAUUCUAGGAAACAACUGGGACGGAGAUACCAGGAUCAUGGAGGAGGAUGAAGGGUCUUCAACUCCUAUCCGUGGAAUCCACGGCCCACACAUCGCUGAUGAUACCGACGAUGCCGAUGAUCGAGCGACUGAGAUUGCGAAGUUCCAGAUCUCAAUUGGCAACAACGCCCGGAAUUUUGGCAGGCUUUCACUGGAUACUACUGAUGAUGACUACGAUUGGGCCAGGGACGACGAAGACGUUCUGAGCAACCCGCUCUCCCCGCCUACGAGCUCCGUCAACUCGCGAAGAGGGGUCAGCCCCCAAUUGCGGUCAGCAUUGGCUAACAUCAGCGGCAAUGCCACCCCUGAUUCCUACACAACAGGAGUUACUACCGAGCGUCCGAGAAGCAAUGUCUUCGAUUGGAGCGAACCAUUCCAUGAGAAGACCGACGACAGCUUCACUCGCCCAAGGACUGUUCACGGCAAGCGUGAGCUGGAUUUGCGGGGUGGACGAACGGCAGUUCGGCCGUCGGCCCAUGUCCGCAGCCAGAGUGUGCCUGUUGUUGAGCCAGUGGAUAUCGUCAAGGGCGCGCCAAAAUUUGGCACGUGGGGGCUAAGUGCGAAGAAUGCCAGCGAAGAUUGGGAUGACGACUUUGAGUUCGACGAGGGUAGCACCAGCGACUCGGCCCCGAAGAACCAUGUGCAACCAUUGUCCAUGAGUGUGCCCCCUUCAAUCCAAACCGCGCAGGCGACUGUGAAGGCACACUCAGGCCACAUCCGAGAAUUGUCGUUGCUCGUCGACAGCCUGAAGCGCCUCUGUCGGCAAGGUCGGGAGUUGAACCUGCUAAAUGGCCAGAGUGCUUUGUUGUGGAAGGAAGCUGAGAACAUCAUCGCCCUGGCAUCACCGGAUGAAGAUGAAGUAGAUGACAACGAAGCGGACCGAGACUCUUCCGAUUCCGAGCCCUACCCCCUUGACGAUCGGUUCCUGGACGGAGGGUUUGAUGCUGCCUCGCUGGACCGGGCCGAUGCCCCUGUUGAGGCGCACGAGCCCGACAUCCCCAAGAACGCUGUGAUACGGGAGAGGCAGGUUGUGCGUCGUCGCUCCGUCUUUUCUCCAGACGAUGACAUCUUCGGCAAUACUUGGUCAUUGGAGAAGGAGAGCACUCGGCCACACACUCCCAGAACCCCGGACCGCGUGAGGGAGUUCCACACGCCGGAUGGCGCUGUCGUUUCGUCCGUGAUCGCAGCCAUGGAGCAGCAGCGGAGCUUACCCGGCCGCCGUCAAGAGUCACCUUUGAAGCCGUCCAAGGCAAAACUCUUCUUCGACACGAACAGCCUUCACGAGCUCGUCAGGCGCGCAAGCAGCGUUUUCCACACCUUGUCCGACAUUGUCCGCAAGGAAGAGCUCCUCUCGAUGAGCCCCCAAGCCACACCCACGAAGCUUGAUCGCAUCCGGCCCGGCCACGGUGGCAGCCCGGCCUUCACGCGUGUCUUCACGGACCCUGACACGAGCCCGCCACGACAUCUGGUUAGGAGCCAGAAGAGCCACUCACCACUGCCCCGCAACUCCCUAGACUCCGGUCUGAACCAGCGCAUGCAGAUGAUGACAGUCAGCUAG